AUGGCUAGCGACCUAUCAGCACCUCCAGUGCCUUAUACUCGGCUGAAGGAAAUCACCGAAAGUGCAUGCGAAACGGCUCUCUCAGGCGUCACCUCCUAUUCACACGCAGACACAGAGACAUGGAAUACCACCAUAAUCAACAACAUCCUUGGAGCUCUAGUCAGUGAAACCACUCAGUCAAGCUCCAGUGGCUCGACACCAGCGCAACCACAGUUCAAGUACGUUGUCAAUAGCACCAUCAUCCAACAUGCCGGUUCUACAGGACCAACCACACCAGGCGAGGACUCAUCCAAGAAGAUCAGCGGUCGUAGAGGCAUGCAUGCUGCCAGCGGCGCAUAUUGGAACAAUGAGAAGGAUGGAAUGUGGAGUUUCAAAUAUCCCGGCGCUGACAGCAAGGGUCUCGACGUGGUAGUGGGUGUCAUUUGGGUCUGGGUCGGCUAG
Molecule: messenger RNA, 441 nt
Organism: Exophiala bonariae
Lineage: Eukaryota; Fungi; Ascomycota; Eurotiomycetes; Chaetothyriales; Herpotrichiellaceae
Exons: 2
Coding region: 1-441 (146 amino acids)
Biological process (GO): microtubule-based movement
Cellular component (GO): cytoplasmic dynein complex; cytoplasm
Molecular function (GO): dynein intermediate chain binding
Source: RefSeq, a predicted model, not a curated record